Messenger RNA from Prorocentrum cordatum, 1627 nucleotides. The record is from the annotation of a GenBank genome assembly. Lineage: Eukaryota; Dinophyceae; Prorocentrales; Prorocentraceae.
AGCGCCGCCCCCCUGGCCCGGACCCCUGGCAGCUCCCCGCGCGCGCCCCCCCGAGCCCCUCUGGGUCCGGCGCCGCCCGCCAUGUACAGCCCCGUGGCCAGCGGGCCCAUGAUGAGCGCGCGCGGGCCCAUGAUGAGCGCCCGCGGGCCCAUGAUGAGCGCCCGCGGGCCCAUGAUGAGCGCCCGCGGCUUCCCCGGCGGCGGCUUCGGCGGCGGCGGCGCCGAGGCGGGCUGCGGGCCCUCCGCCUGCGCCUGCGGCCGCGGGUGCGGCGGCGGCUGCAGCUGCGGCGGGGGCGGCGUCGGAGGCUGGACGUACGGCGUCGUCCCGGAGGGCACGGGCGAGUACGUGGCGUGCACCACCUACAGGUAUGUCGGCAUGGGGGCCGGCAACGUCGCGUUGUUUCCAGUGCCCGCCGUAGGGAGCGGUUGCAGCUGCUGGUGGUCGCUGUGCCUCCUGUGGCUGCUGCUGCCGCUGCUGUGGCUCUUGCUGUGGCCGCUCUUCGACGCCACCACGACAACGAGCACUAGUACCACCACGAGCCCCGAGGUGAGCACCAGCUCGCCCCCACCGGACACCGCGCAGCCGACUUCGAUGCCCACCCCCGCGCCGACCUCGGUGAGCACGCCGCCGCCGACGGCCACGCCGGCGCCGCCGAUCGUGCUCCCGACGCCGGCGCCGCCCCCCACGGCGGUCGGGCUCUGCAGGGUCUUUGGCGACCCGCACGUGACGACGUUCGACGGGUCCCACGUGAGCUUCUACUCCCAGGGCGAGUACUGGCUCGUCAAGAGCCAGACGGUGUGGAUCCAGGCCCGCUAUUUGCCCACGCCAGUCACCAACGGCCUCUCCGUAGUCAAGGAGGUUGCCGUCGGAGGGCCCUUCCUGGACAGCGCGGACGGCAGGAAGAACAUCCUCCGCAUCAGCGCCCUGAAGGCCUCCUUCAACGGGCAGCCCAUCAUCCCCGACUUCCCCGACAGGUGGCAGAGCGGGGACCCGAUGAUCCAGGUCGUCACGGACAGCUCCGGGGAGACGCUGCAGCCCGGCCGCGGCGGCAAGGAGAUGCACGUGGUGCACGUGAAGUUGCCCGGCCGCGUAUCGCUGCAGAUCAACCGCUGGAACGAGCCCGGCGAGGGCGACUACAUCAACGUCCAGAUCACGACGCCGAAGCAGCCUGGCCAGGACGGUCACUGCGGCAAUUUCAACGGCAACCCCGCGGACGACACGCGCCCGCUCAUCCGCUCCCGCAUCGGCACGACCGGUGUCGACGCGGCUAACCUCCUCUUCGAGGUUAAGACCCCCGUCGUGAAGCCGAACCGCCCGGACCUGAACAACUGCCCGACGGAGAAGACCGACCACGCCCGGGAGGUGUGCCUCCGCCAGUCCUCCAAUGGCAUGGCGAGCCACGACUGCAUGGUCGACGUUUGCUUCGGGGGCGACCAGUUCGCGGAGCUCGGCGGCUACGACAGCGACGAGUGAUCCGGCGGCACGGGGGCGCGUCUUGCUGGUCAGCUGGCGGCGGGCCGUUUUUUGCUACGGGUGCCCGCGACAAAGUGGCGCGGACACCAUUUGGGGCACCCCUCGCAAUCGCCGAGAGGGCGGUGAGGAGGAGGAGGAGGAGGAGACGGAGGAG